AUGGCUUCUGCAGCCACUAUGGUAUAUGACCUGAAGCGGUUGUCGGAGUCGUCGCCGCCGCCGUCCAUCCUCCAAUCCAUCGAGGAAGAGGACCCCUACGCCAAGCUGAAAUCUCUGCAGCGUCAACUUGAGUUCAUCGAAAUCCAGGAGGAGUAUGUCAAAGAUGAGCAGAAGAAUCUCAAGCGCGAGCUCCUCCGGGCGCAGGAAGAGGUCAAGCGGAUCCAGUCGGUGCCGUUGGUUAUCGGGCAGUUCAUGGAGAUGGUCGACACCAACAACGGUAUCGUUGGGUCGACCACCGGCUCGAACUACUAUGUGAGGAUUUUGAGCACGAUUAAUCGGGAGCUGUUGAAGCCGUCGGCUUCCGUCGCUUUGCACCGCCAUUCGAAUGCCCUUGUCGAUGUGUUGCCUCCUGAGGCCGAUUCGAGCAUCUCCCUGCUCAGUCAGUCGGAGAAGCCCGAUGUUACAUAUAAUGAUAUUGGAGGAUGUGACAUUCAAAAGCAGGAAAUUCGUGAGGCUGUGGAGUUGCCGCUGACUCAUCACGAGUUGUACAAGCAAAUCGGUAUAGACCCACCUCGAGGUGUGCUGCUCUAUGGUCCCCCUGGUACUGGGAAAACUAUGCUCGCUAAGGCUGUUGCAAAUCAUACUACAGCAGCUUUCAUUAGAGUUGUUGGGUCUGAGUUUGUGCAGAAGUAUCUGGGAGAGGGGCCACGCAUGGUUCGGGAUGUCUUUCGUCUUGCCAAAGAGAACGCACCUGCAAUUAUUUUCAUCGAUGAAGUGGAUGCUAUUGCCACGGCUAGGUUUGAUGCACAGACAGGAGCUGAUAGGGAAGUUCAGCGUAUUCUGAUGGAGCUCUUGAAUCAGAUGGAUGGGUUUGACCAGACUGUUAAUGUCAAAGUCAUAAUGGCAACUAAUCGUGCUGAUACUCUGGACCCUGCACUCCUUCGUCCUGGAAGGCUAGACAGGAAAAUUGAGUUUCCUUUGCCUGAUAGGAGACAGAAGAGGCUGGUCUUCCAGGUCUGCACCUCUAAAAUGAAUCUUGGUGACGAGGUGGAUUUGGAGGAUUAUGUGUCAAGGCCAGAUAAAAUUAGCGCUGCUGAGAUUGCAGCCAUCUGCCAAGAAGCAGGGAUGCACGCAGUACGUAAGAACAGAUACGUGAUACUUCCCAAGGACUUUGAGAAGGGUUACCGUUCGAAUGUGAAGAAGCCAGACACCGACUUCGAAUUCUACAAGUAG
Messenger RNA from Linum trigynum, 1233 nucleotides. The record is from the annotation of a GenBank genome assembly. Lineage: Eukaryota; Viridiplantae; Streptophyta; Magnoliopsida; Malpighiales; Linaceae.